This is a messenger RNA of Ostrinia nubilalis (European corn borer), 3052 nucleotides long. Its product is annotated as high mobility group nucleosome-binding domain-containing protein 5-like. Gene Ontology annotation, molecular function: RNA binding. The transcript has 4 exons. NCBI's taxonomy places the organism in Eukaryota, Metazoa, Arthropoda, Insecta, Lepidoptera, Crambidae. The record is from RefSeq and is a predicted model, not a curated record. The coding region runs from base 81 to 1829 and encodes 582 amino acids.
CACAAACAGAAAGAAAGAUUUUCGCUCUGUUUAUCAUGUGUUAAUCUAUUACUAUAAUUCUCCCUUAUUGUUUUAUCAAAAUGAAGACAAAGACAUUUGGUGAAAAACCAACUUCCCCGGAGAAGAAACGAUCAUUUGAAUUUACAAAUUAUUACACUUCCGUCGCCGAAACCAAAACAAGGCUGGAAGAACAUGGUUUACAACCACAAAAUUUCAUCAAAGAUAACAAAAAGUCUGGACUUCCAUUCAAAAACUCUCCUAAGAGGAAGAAAAACAAGCUUGAACCAUUGGACAUAUCACACAUUGACAUUGAGGGUCCCAGUUUGAUCGCUACUGCUAAGAACACUUCUCUCAAUGAAUCGAAACUGACAUCCACACCUCGGUCUUCAGGAAAAGACAAUACGCCGAAGUCGAUCAUGAAAAACAAAUCGUCAACAAACAGCGAGGAACAACUAGACACCUCCCAAUACAGUCAGAAAAAACCGAAAAAGAGGAAUAAGUCUGUGAGUUUCAUGCUUGAUGAUACGGAGGAAGUAGUGGUUAAGAAAACGAAGUCAAGUGAAUCUUUGGACAGAAAACAAGAUACCCCCAAAAAACAGGAAACUUCUAAAGACUUGAAUAAACAAAAAAAACUUAAAGGUAACAAGAGAGAUGUAAAGGGGAAAGAAAAUAAAAUAAUUGACAAUGUAAAAUCAGACUCUGAUGUUAUGGAGAAAGUUAAAAAGGCAAAAGAAGACAAAAAUAAGAUAGUAAACAAUACUUCAAAACUUGAAGGAGCUAAGGAAAAAAAAGAACAAAAAAAAGAUAAAUUCAAAAAAGUUAAAAAGCAAAAUUCAGAAGAGAAAAUGGAGGAGGAUGCUGUUGUGGGAGAGAGCAACAAUAAUGAAGACCAAACUGAGAACAAAAACCGUCGAGCAAAGAAAAAGAAACAUUCCCCUAAACAAACUGCUGACACAGAUGGGGAACCAGCAGCAAAAUCCCAGAAAAAGGAAAUUAAACCUGAGGCCAUCGUUGAUGACCUGGAAAGCCUCAGCAUUGGGGAUAAUGCGCAUACACUCACAAACUUGCUGGAUGAAAUGACUGUGGCUGAAAAAGAUAAGAGAAAGAAACAUAAAAAUAAACUUAAAAAGGCUAAGAAGCCAUCACCAAGCUCUUCCAGCAGUGAGAAAGCAUCCACAGAGUUGGAGAAUAUAGAAGAAGGGAAAGAGAAGGUAAAAUGGCAGAAGAGGAAGUGGAACAAGGACAAAAAAGGUGUUGCUGAAGUAGACAGCAAGUCUAGCAUCAUUGUAGACAACUUGCCUCUGUCCAUUGUGUGUGAUUACAAGAAACAGUUGGCUGAUCAUUUCAAGAAGCAUGGAGAAAUAAAGGGCAUUGGAGUGGCUGAAGUAUACCCAGCAGAAGACUCCAAGCCAGUGUUCACAACCUCUAUUCAAUUCUGCGAUGAAGCAGCAGCUGUUGAGGCGCUGAAGGAAGACAACGGCGUGGUGUGCGGCGGUCGCGUGCGCGUGCGCUUGGCGCGGCCGGCCACGGAGACGACCCUGGUGGUGCGCUCGUACGGGCCGCUGAGCGACCAGAGCGUGUCCAGCGCCUUCGCGGCCGCCGGCCGGGUGCGCAGCAUACGACACCUCGUCAAAGGAAAAAAGUCUAUUGCUGCAGCUUUCGUCGAAUUCGACGGUCCCGACGCGUUGCAAAACGCCUUAAAGCUGGCCGAGAACGUGCGGAUCGAGGGAAAGAAAAUACAUGUGUCAAGGUUUGAGCUCAGGAAGAAACCCAAGCCGGCCAAGGCCCCUGUAGAGGCCAAGGAGCCCGACAGUGAGGACUCUGACUAAUGUUUUAGCUAGACGAGAUUGUAAUGGUGCGUCCACACUGGGCGAACGGACUCGCGCGGCAAACUCGACAUCUUGCUCACUCAAGAGCAAGGUGAGCAGGAUGACCAGCGUGCCGCGCGGUGCGCCCUAUGUGGACGCACCAUAAGAGUAUGUCAGUAGUGAAGGCCUGAUAGUCAAGGCAAAGUUACUCUUAUUAGAAUCAAGAUGGAAAUGACACGAUGAAAUUUUUUUAAUUUCCUUGAAGUAGAAACAAACUAAUAAUUUACAUUGCGCGUGCCAUACGCCCGCGACUGCAACGCAGUGUAAAUGCAGAUCAUAAUGCACACCCUAGUACUAUGUUUUAAACUUACUUCUGGGAUUUGUUUUAUUCAAAUACCUACGUCAAUUUAACUUGUGUUAUGGCUUUUCAUCGUGUCAUGUAAUAAAUAUUCGUCGACAAAUCAAUUCAGAUUUUUUAAAGUGGCAGUUUUAAAAUUGUGUUCAUAAUUUUGCAUUUUAUUGUAAAAGUAUAAUUCCCACUCGUACAAAUAGAGCGUAGUCAUCGUUUUACGUGCUUAAAUUGUUUUAUUAUUUUAAUUUGUAGAAGUUUCACUAUGUUAGAGUUUGAAAUAAUCCAUUUUUUUAGAAUUUUGUAUAGGUCUGAUGAACAUGUUUCUACAACUUUUCGACGUAAACAUUUUUAUGAUAUUGUAAGAAUGCAAUUAAAAUAUAUUAUGUGUGUCGAAUCAUAUUUUAAGAACUACAUGUAUAGAUUUUAAAUAUCAAUGUACAAUUAGUGUAAUGUUGUUUUUUCGUACAUUUUUACCCAAAUGUAGUAUUACCAUUUUAUCGUGCCAAAUUCAUCCCUCAAAAAGUAUCAAGUAGAUUUGCUACUAUUUAAAGAUAUUUUGUGAAACGUAGUCACGGUAAUUAGUAUUACCGUGACAUAGUGUACGAAAUUUCACGCUUUUUUUAUAGAUACAUCAAUAGAUCCAGACAGAAUAAGUUGUAGGUCUUAAGAUUAUGCUUUUAUUACAGAUAUUUCUUGAUUAUUCUAGGUCGGUGGGCCCUUCGCUUGAAGCGCAAGACGCCUAGUAACCCUAGAUUACCACUAAAGCAAGCUAAUUAAGUGGUUUUUAAAUACAAUAUUGUUUUUAAGUGGGUGAUGUAUGUAUUUUUUUGUUGCAAGUUAUUGUUCUAUUUGACUGUGAAUAAGACAUUAUUGAAUAAACUUUCUCGUUGUA